AUGGUGAGCAUUGUAUCUGAUUUGGCAAAGUCAAAUCUGGAGAAAUUGAUUAAUGCAACAGUAGAACAAUCACGUUAUAUUUGUUGCUUCACAUGCAUUAUUGAUAACUUUGAAAAGGAAAGGGAAAAUUUGAAAGCAAAAAAUAAAACAUUGGAAGAGUCUGCUAGAGUGGCAACUAGAAGAGGUGAUAACAUACGAAAAGAUGUCACACAUUGGCAAAAGCAAGCUAAAGAACUUAUUGAAGAAGACACCAAAAAGAAAGUGACAUGUUUCUUUGGAUGGUGUCCUAACUGCAAAUGGCAAUAUAGUAGGGGGAAGGAAUUGGAAAGUAAGACAAAGGAGAUUAGAAGACUUGUUGAACGCAACUUUGAAAAUGUUGGAAUCAGUCGUGAUGACAACAACUAUAUUUCAUUGGAAAGUAGAAAGUUGAAAUUUGAAGAACUUUUUAAUGCCUUGAAAGAUGACAACAACUAUAUGAUUGGAUUGCAAGGGAUGGGGGGCACAGGAAAAACAACAUUAGUAAUAGAGGUGGGUAAGGAGCUUAAGAAGUCAAAAUGUUAUAAUCAAGUAAUUGAUACUACAAUAUCUAAUACCCCUGAUAUAACAAAGAUUCAAGAUGAUAUUGCAGGACCAUUAGGACUGCCAUUGAAGGAUUUUAACGAAUCAGAGAGGCCUAAAAAGUUGAAGGAUAGAUUAACCAAUGGUGAAAAAAUUAUUCUGAUUCUAGAUGAUGUGUGGGGAGAUAUCAAUUUUGAAGAAAUAGGUAUUCCAUUUAAGGGCAACCAUAACAAUUGUAGAAUUCUUGUAAUAACCCGCAAUAUGAAGAUAUGCCAACAAAUGGACUGUGACAAGACAAUUGAACUUCAUAUCUUACCUGAGAAAGAGGGAUGGAUAUUGUUCCAAAAGUAUGCUGGUUUAAGUGAUAAUUCCUCUAAAAGUAUUCUUGAUAGAGGUCGCAAAAUUUCGAAAGAGUGUAAAGGAUUGCCAAUUGCAAUUGCUUUUAUUGCUCGUAGUUUAAAGGGUCCACGACCUCUGGAAGAAUGGGAUGUAGCCUUAAAAUCCUUACAAAAGUCCAUGCACGUACAUGAUAAUGAAGAUGAAAGUCGGAAAAAAGUUUAUACAUGUCUAAAGUAUAGUUAUGACAAUAUGAAGGAUGAAACAGCUAAGAAAUUGUUCCUUUUAUGUUCUUUGUUUCGAGAAGAUGAAGAAAUAUCUGAAGAACUUUUAGUCAGACUUGCUAAAGGAGCAACUCUCAUUGAGAAAAUUGAUGACGAUGACAGUUACGACGAAUGUCGUAAGAAAGUUAUUGUAGCAAAAAAUAAACUCAUAGAUUCAUGUUUACUUUUGAAUUGUAAAUAUGAAAGAGUAAAAAUGUAUGACUUGGUUCGUGAAAUGGCUUUGUGGAUAGCUAACGAGGAGAUUGUGGCAGUGAAUACAUCUAAGAAGAAUGAAAUGAAAAAGGUUGAAAAGGGGAAGGAUAUUAAAUAUUUAUUAUAUGAAGGAGAAAUCAAUGGUUUGUUUUACUCCAAGUUUGAUAGAUCUAAACUUGUUAUUCUUAUUGUCUACACGAAUAAAUAUGGUGAUGUGGAGGUCCCAAAUUCAUUCUUUGAAAACAUAGAAGGGCUUCAAGUUUUGAUUUUAUCAAAUACUUACUUUGAAUUAUAUCGACUUACAAGCACACCAAGUUUAUCAUUUCCUCAGUCAAUUCAAAGGUUGACCAAUAUGAAAUCUUUAUACCUCAAAAAAUUCAAAUUAGGUGACAUCUCGAUUAUUGGAAACCUACAGGCCCUUGAGACUCUCGAGUUGGUUGAAUGUAUGAUGAAUAAAUUGCCUAGGGAGAUUGGAAAACUGGUGAAUCUUAAAUUAUUGAAGUUGAAUUAUUGUCAUUUUGAAAGCAGCAAUGUAUUUGAAGUGAUUAGAAGUUGUUCUUCAUUGGAAGAGUUGCAUUUAGUAACCACUGAUGAUAAUAAAAUUUUUAAAGAUUGCCAUCUACAGCUUCCUAACUAUCAAAGGUUUUGUAUAGGGGAACAUAGCGUCUCGGAAAAUUUUUACCUUGAAUGGCUUUUAAGGAAUUCCCUGCAUGUGGAUAACGCUAUGAAAAUUUUUUCUCAGGAGACAUUGAAGAAUCUAGUUCAAAGAGCAGAAAUUCUUAGAUUAAGUGGACCUCUAGGAGUAUGGAAAAAUCUCAUACCUGAUAUUAUUUUUCCUGAAGAUGAAUCUACGAGCAAUCUAAUGGAGAUUGCAUUGGCAGAUAAUUCACAACUCACAUGCCUAAUUGACAAUAAUGAUUCUCUUGUGCAAAGUGCCUUAUCCAGGCGCAUUGUUUAA
This is a messenger RNA of Vigna angularis (adzuki bean), 2328 nucleotides long. Its product is annotated as disease resistance protein SUMM2-like. The coding region runs from base 1 to 2328 and encodes 775 amino acids. The record is from RefSeq and is a predicted model, not a curated record. The transcript has 2 exons. Gene Ontology annotation, molecular function: ADP binding. NCBI's taxonomy places the organism in Eukaryota, Viridiplantae, Streptophyta, Magnoliopsida, Fabales, Fabaceae.